AAUGCUCCAAUGGCAAUUUUGACGUCGCAGCGAACGGUUGUGUCUUGUUUCCGUCGAGUUGUAGAGGGGUUAAAGCACAGCUAAGUGGCCAAUUUGUUGUACUGAGUCAGAGAACACAUUUUCCAAUUGAAUAAAAUAGCGCUUUAAGUGAAUCAAUUAUAGAAAUCUUCGAAUAUAAAACGGAAACAACGAAUUCGUGCUCACAGCCAAGGCGGUAUUAUACGCUCUUAAUAACCAUACAAAGAAUAAAAGCAAACGAAAUCAAGUGAGGAAAAAAAAUUCGCUGAAGAAAAAUCAUUAGCGAGAAGGUGAACAAGCAAAUUAUUGAUUUUCCGUGACGAAACAGCAGAAUAAAGAGAACAUAAGAGCGUCAGCUGAGGUGAAAGACGACAGUGUUAAAAAAGAGAGAGAAAAAAAAAACACAUUACGAAAAUUUGUUUUAACAAAAAUAUUGUAAAAUAACACAAAUAUUGCUAAUUAACAACAACAAAAGUUAAAACGGUGUUUGUUCUUGUUGUUGACUCGUAACAGCAGUGAAGUAGUUAAAAAUAUAUGUAAAGAGGCUCCCGAACAGCCGCUGAACAUAAAAAAGUAAGCAGUGUGCGAGAAAUUUAAGAGCUAAGCGGCGACUUUUGCAGCGGAAGUGCAUUUACAUUCAGGUCACGCGUUGCGCGCACACACUCACGUACGCACUCGACUGCCGUCAGAAGGGAGUUGCAACAGCAGCAAAGGCGAAAUAGCAACUGAUAAACCAAUAACAAAACACCAGUACAGUAAAAGAAAGAAAACAAGCAAGCUCAAGCCCAAACGCCGACACAACGCCAGGAGUGACACAUCAGCACAGUUUGGCCUCAGCCACAGACACACACACACGCAUACACAAACAUAUCGACUACCACAAGUGCCACUCAUUAUACAGCCACCAAGCACCUGUGCAACAAGCAAUACAAGAACAAUAAAAGCUACAACAAAUCACCACACGAAUUCUAAAGCCGAUUGAAAAAGAAGAAAGGGAAAGUAGCAGCAGUUGCAGGAAACAAAAUUCGUUUAUUGGUGUUGAAGUGUUGAGUUGCUUUGAAGAUGCCGCAGUCCGAAGGCGGCUACACGGCGCUCGAUAGCGCCGGCACCAAUGGUCCCGAUGGCAGUGGUGGCGCCAUCUAUCAGUCAACCACAGAGCCGACCGGUCCACACUCGGUUUUCGAAUCGAUGAAACGCGCCAUUGGUCAGGUGGUCGGCACAACAAAUGGUAGUUCCCAGGAUACCGACGAUUUGCUAACGACGACCAAUGGCCGUCAGGCCACCAUUGUUGGAUCAAGUGUUUAUUUCAGAGACCGGGACAAAAUCGGUAAGCCACUGAACACGAAGAUGCCAUCUGCGCCGACACACACGGCCGAGGAGGCACGUCUGUUGGGCACCAUGCCCGUCGAUCCUAUGGACGAUAUUGAAUUGCGCUCUGUGUGGCUGCAAUUCCCAUACACACGCGGCUCUACAUUGCAGGCAUGCGAGCAACGUCUUGUGCCCACUGAUAAGGGCGAUAUACACGUGUCCGUGCAGGGCGACACUACAAAGCCGGCAAUUUUGACGUAUCAUGAUCUGGGAUUAAAUUAUGCUACUAGCUUUGCUGGAUUUUUCAACUUUCCGCCACUUCGCAGUUUGCUUGAGAAUUUCUGCGUCUACCAUGUGACAGCUCCUGGGCAAGAGGAAGGAGCACCUACAUUGCCAGAAGAUUAUGUCUAUCCAACCAUGGAUGAAUUGGCCGCUCAGCUGGUUUUCGUGAUGUCGCAUUUUGGUCUCAAAUCAGUGAUCGGCUUCGGAGUUGGCGCUGGCGCCAAUAUACUGGCACGCUUCGCCCACAACCAUCCGGAUAAGGUCGGCGCCUUGGUGCUCAUCAAUUGCGUUUCGACACAGUCCGGCUGGAUCGAAUGGGGCUACCAGAGUUUCAAUACACGCUUCUUGCGUACCAAAGGUAUGACUCAGAGCGUCAUCGAUUAUUUGAUGUGGCACCAUUUGGGCCGCAAUCCAGAGGAGCGCAACUACGAUAUGGUGCAAAUGUUUAAGCAACACUUUGAACGCGGCGUCAAUCCCACUAACUUGGCCAUGUUCAUCAAUUCGUACAUACAUCGCAACGAUUUGAAUAUUACACGUACACCACCUGGCACUCCCGGUACACAGCCAUCGUCGUGCACACUGAAAAUGCCGGUUAUUAAUAUUACUGGCGCCUUGUCGCCACAUGUCGACGAUACUGUUACCUUCAAUGGGCGCUUGGAUCCAACAAACUCAUCUUGGAUGAAGAUCUCCGAUUGCGCCAUGGUGAUGGAGGAACAGCCGGCGAAAUUGGCCGAGGCCUUCAGGCUUUUCCUGCAGGGCGAGGGCUACGCCACGCCGCUCUCCACGCCAGCCACCUCGCCAUGUGGCACCAAGUAUCAGACCUACUCGUCCAUCUUCUUCGCCAACUUCAAGGAGCAGCAGGAGAAGGAGCGACGCGAACAGCUAGCUGAGCAACAACAACAACAGCUGCAGCAGCAGCAGCAGCAGAAACAACAAAAGAAGCUGCGCAGCAAUGUGCGCCUCUGUCGCGAAACUGCCAUUAACAACAACAACACCACGAAUACCGGUUACGCCUCGAGUAGCGGCGACGCCUCCGGCGGCGAGUCCGACGGCAACGGCAAUCAGUCGAUUGAACGCGAACGCCACUUGCCCGCCUGCGACAUGCAGAAGGAUUUGGAUGACUUGGACUUCGAGGCGGAGCCGGAGGUGAGCGUCAAUGGCACAGCAUACACGAGCGCGCAGAAGAUGCGCAUCACGGAGAAUCCACUGCCGGAGGCUGUCAGCUGUUAGAUGAAAGCGAUAUCAAGUUACAACACCUGAAGAGACUAGUGAGCGAGAGCGCAGAGUUAGAAGUGAAGAAAGGCAGCGCAAGUCAACCGAAAAGUAAGUGAAAUGUUGUGCGAGUGUAAAGUAGCGGAUGAGUAAGCGAAGCUGCGUGUUGUGCGUAGUAAAAAUAUAUCAUUCAAGAAUUGCUGCGUUUCUUCAAGCCAAAGACUUGAAGACGUGCAUCAUUGCGCUCAGAGGCCUAUUGUAGUAAAAUAAAUUGCAUAUUAAAACUAAAAAAAGAAAAUACACAAUUUUCGUAAGCGGCAUUAGUGCACGCGCGCAUUUGACACCAACAAGCUGCUGAGGCUAUGCGCCACACAUACAUACGUAAGUGCAAAAAAUUAAUAACGAGCGAAAUAUCACUGCUGCAGCCGAAACCGCCCAUAAACAUGUAGAAACCAAAAAUUGAAUGUCAUUAUUAAAAAAAAUUAUGACAGACAUUAUUUAAAAUCAUUUUGUUUUGAUUAUACUCAGAAAAAAAAUAUAAUGUUAAAAAUAUAGUUAAGAUUUUUCUUAAAUGUCGUCCCUCUAUUUUGCCUUGGCCGAAAAUUAAACACAUGUUUAUUCAACUAUUUUGAAAAAUGUGCUUAAAAAUAACUUAUUUUAAACAAAAGUGCCGGAUUUUAAAUUAAAAAAAGUAGUUUG
Bactrocera tryoni is the source of this 3519-nucleotide messenger RNA. RefSeq names its product protein NDRG3 (gene MESK2). The transcript is spliced from 8 exons. Lineage: Eukaryota; Metazoa; Arthropoda; Insecta; Diptera; Tephritidae. Gene Ontology annotation, cellular component: cytoplasm. Bases 1081 to 2838 code for a protein of 585 amino acids. Gene Ontology annotation, biological process: signal transduction. The record is from RefSeq and is a predicted model, not a curated record.